Serendipita indica DSM 11827 is the source of this 1155-nucleotide messenger RNA. The record is from the annotation of a GenBank genome assembly. NCBI's taxonomy places the organism in Eukaryota, Fungi, Basidiomycota, Agaricomycetes, Sebacinales, Serendipitaceae.
AUGGGAUACGGAGGCUUGCCUUCAACUGGGAACACCACUGCAAGGCCACGAGGGGCGAUUUCAGCCCUUGCAUUCUCACCAAAUGGCUUGAAAAUUGUCUCUGGCUCACAACUGGGAGAGCCACUCCGAGGUCAUGAGGGCCCCGUCAAAGCGAUCGCAAUUUCGGCGGACGGGACACGAAUUGUAUCUGGCUCGUACGACCAGACGAUUCGACCAUGGGAUAUACAAACUGGUCGACAGAUGGGAGAGCCGCUCUGCGGCCACAAUAAUGGUGUCAUCGCCGUUGAUUUCUCCCCAGAUGGCUCACACAUUUUCUCCGGUGAUAGAGACGGGAGAAUCCACCUAUGGAGUACAGAAACCGGCGAGACACAGAGAGAGUUACUCCUAGGUGAUGGUAACGGUGCGAUUCGGCUAUGGGAUGCAGAAACUGGCCAGCAGCUGGGAGAACCAAAUCCAUCUAAAGGAAACUGGGUGGAUAUUAUCAGCACUGUCGCGUUCUCGCCGGACGGCUCACGCAUUGCUUCUAUUUCAGAAGGCACCAUGAUUCUACAGUGGGACGCAAAAACUCACCGACAGUUGGGAGGACCACUCAAGUGUCAUAACUAUGACAUUUUAUCUGUCGCCUUUUCCCCAGAUGGGUCACGCAUCGUCUCUGGCUCACGCCGCUCCUCUGCCACCUUUCGACGUUUCGGCGGUGAAAUCUGCCUAUGGGAUGCAGCAACGGGCCAGAAACUGGGAGAGACACUCUUCGGUCACAAACAUUCCGUGAAUGUUGUCUUGUUUUCGCCAGACGGCUCAAGAAUCGCCUCUGGUUCAAGCGACAGGACAAUUCGACUUUGGGAUGCAAAUUACGAUGCACACGCAGGCGACCUCCGGAAGGAUAGCCUUGUGCCUUUACCGGAUGAUAUAUUCAUGGCGCGUUUGAGGAUUCGUGUCCCUGGAUUCGAAUCUUGCUGGCUCUCGGACGAUGGCUGGGUGCAAUCCUACGGUAAACUUCUCUUUUGGGUACCGCCAAACAAUCGCCAUGGACUCGAGUAUCCAUCAUCCCUUCUGGCUAUCCCCACCACAAGUCCGCUGCGCGUUACCCGACUUGAUUUCAGCCGGUUUCAAUGUGGCUCCUCUUGGACAAAUGUUCGGAAAGAGGCCAGUCUAUGA